CCCCAUUCCCACAGGGCCCCUGCUGCUGUCCCCAGUCAUCCUGUCACUCUGUCGUUAGGCUCUUUUUGCUUCUCACCCUUCUCCUCGACUCGAACCUUGGCGAGUAGUAGUUGUCCGGCUGCCCGGACCUGUGUUAAAAGGCCCGCUUGGACCCCCGGGACUCUGUCCUGGCCCCGGCUUCCCACUCCCCGCCUCGAUCCAGUCUGAGUCAUCUUCAGCGGGCGCAAACCAGGCCGGCGAAGAGCUGCGGGCUUCCCCAGGGCGGGGGUCUGUGCCCUGUGGACGCUGGGGUUGAAUUCUGGCCUGCUUGGGUUUCGAUCCUGUCGUGAUGGGGGAACACACGGAAUAACUUUACAAAACGAAAGAUAUUUUGCGUCUGCCUUCUGCGCUAGAAAUGGCCAAUGUGCUCUGUAACAGAGCCAGACUGGUUUCCUAUCUCCCAGGAUUGUACUCUUUAGUUAAAAGGGUUGUCAAUCCCAAAGCCUUUUCAACUGCAGGAUCUUCAGGUUCUGAUGAGCCUCAUGUAGCCACUGCACCUCCUGAUAUAUGCUCUCGAACAAUAUGGCCUGAUGAAACUAUGGGACCAUUUGGACCUCAAGAUCAGAGAUUCCAGCUUCCUGGGAACAUAGGUUUUGAUUGUCACCUCAAUGGGACCAUGUCACAAAAGAAAAGCCAGGUUCAUAAAACUUUACCUGAUAUUCUAGCAGAACCUUUAUCAAGUGAAAGACAUGAGUUUGUGAUGGCACAAUAUGUGAAUGAAUUUCAGGGUAAUGAUGCACCUGUUGAACAAGAAAUUAACAGUGCGGAAACUUACUUUGAAAGUGCCAAAGUAGAGUGUGCAAUCCAGACAUGUCCAGAAUUGCUGCGAAGAGAUUUUCAGUCACUGUUUCCAGAAGUAACCACCAACAAACUAAUGAUUCUGACUGUAACACAGAAAACUAAGAAUGAUAUGACUAUUUGGAGCGAGGAGGUAGAAAACGAAAGAGAAAUGCUCUUAGAAAAGUUCAUCAGUGGGGCUAAGGAAAUAUGCUACGCUCUUCGAGCUGAAGGCUAUUGGGCUGACUUUAUUGACCCAUCAUCUGGUUUGGCGUUUUUUGGACCAUAUACAAACAACACUCUUUUUGAAACAGAUGAACGCUAUCGACAUUUAGGAUUCUGUGUUGAUGAUCUUGGCUGCUGUAAAGUGAUUCGUCAUAGUCUCUGGGGUUCCCAUGUGGUUGUAGGAAGUAUCUUUACAAAUGCAACACCAGACAGCCAUAUUGUGAAGAAAUUGAGUGGAAACUAGCAGUAAUGUCAAAUAAUUUGCUGUACUAUUUCUACCAAACAUUUGGAUUGAUCUAUAAACACUGUCAAAGGCUUCAGUUUUUAAAAUUUACUUAUCUCCAGGUAUUUAUUGCAACAUUUAUGAUUUUACGGUAAUGGCAGUUGGUUUGUGAUUUUUAAAUUCAAAUAUUCAUUCACAUUGUCACUGACUACAUGUUGGGCACAUCCAUAUUGUACAGAAUGCGGUGCUUAACGUGUAAUCGGUGUAAUCUAUUGUUAUUUCUCCCUUUUAUUGGAGAAAUCUCAGUUUUAAUUAUUUUUUUCCAAAAAUAAAUCAUGCAUUUGGUUAUGAUAUAUAUGUUUUCAUCGCAGCAUUUUUAAAAUACGAUUCUUAAAGACUCCUACAAAACUAUGAUAGUAAUCUUUUUAAAGUGUUUUUUUUUAAUAAAUGCAUUAAAAAUUCUAGAUUUAGUGUAGAUUUAAAUUUUUCCAGUUUUCUUUUUUCUUUAUUACCUGUUAAUGUUCUUGUACCAGUCUGAGUAUUACUUUGAAAUAAUGUACAUGCAGGAAAAGAAUAAGGAUAAUACUACAUCUUUAUGUAUAAAACAUAUGAAUCUCAUCUUUAUACAUACCAAAAAAGUAAUUUUUAACUCCUGGAUUGUAAUAAAUAAAUUUAGAUUACUUUCAGACAAAA
Molecule: messenger RNA, 1957 nt
Organism: Pteropus alecto (black flying fox)
Lineage: Eukaryota; Metazoa; Chordata; Mammalia; Chiroptera; Pteropodidae
Gene: MMADHC
Product: methylmalonic aciduria and homocystinuria, cblD type
Exons: 8
Coding region: 395-1285 (296 amino acids)
Biological process (GO): cobalamin metabolic process
Cellular component (GO): mitochondrion
Source: RefSeq, a predicted model, not a curated record